This is a messenger RNA of Neltuma alba, 2039 nucleotides long. Its product is annotated as serine hydroxymethyltransferase 3, chloroplastic-like. Gene Ontology annotation, cellular component: cytoplasm; mitochondrion. Gene Ontology annotation, molecular function: pyridoxal phosphate binding; glycine hydroxymethyltransferase activity. Lineage: Eukaryota; Viridiplantae; Streptophyta; Magnoliopsida; Fabales; Fabaceae. The record is from RefSeq and is a predicted model, not a curated record. The transcript is spliced from 12 exons. Bases 149 to 1735 code for a protein of 528 amino acids. Gene Ontology annotation, biological process: tetrahydrofolate interconversion.
AGUUUUUCGUCUUUGGUCUUUCUUCGUUCCCUUGCUCUGCUUUGCGCUUCCUUCUUUCCCGAAGCAGUUUUCUGGGUGCGUGCUAGCUGCUCAGAGCUCAUUGGCUUUUCCUGAGGCAGGACCUUUCAUCACAGAAUCGUAGGCGAAGAUGCAAGUCUGUGGUACCGUUGCGAUGAUGGGUUCUUGGCAACAAUCUGCCUGGACCAAGGUGCUGAAUUUUCCUGCUAAUGGGUGUGACAGUUAUGGGUUCAUUCCUCAAGUAAAGCUCGAUAAUGUGAAGGCUUGUAAAGCAUCUUAUAUUGAAGGAAGUUUGGCGGGUGGGAGACCAUCUCCUCUCUCAGUCUCUAUGCCUAAAAUUGGAGGUGAUGGUAGCAGCUUCCUGGACUAUGGCUUGAGUGAAGCUGAUGCUGAGGUUCAUGCUAUUAUUGGCAAGGAAAAAAACCGGCAGUAUAAAAGCCUUGAGCUUAUUGCCUCAGAAAAUUUUACGUCAAGGGCAGUGAUGGAAGCAGUUGGCUCAUGCCUCACGAACAAGUACUCAGAAGGACUACCUGGCAAGAGGUACUAUGGUGGAAACGAGCACAUUGAUGAGCUCGAAAUACUAUGUCAAGAGAGGGCAUUGGCUGCAUUUCGCUUGGAUGGGAAUAAAUGGGGCGUGAACGUUCAACCCUUAUCUGGAUCUCCUGCUAAUUUUGCGGUUUACACAGCAAUUCUUAAGCCACAUGAUCGAAUAAUGGGCUUGGACUUGCCCCAUGGAGGACAUUUAUCUCAUGGAUUCAUGACUCCUAAAAGGAGAGUAUCAGGCACAUCAAUCUACUUUGAAUCAAUGCCUUAUCGACUUGAUGAAUUGACAGGCCUCAUUGACUAUGAUAUGCUUGAGAAAACUGCUAAUCUCUUUCGACCAAAACUCAUCAUUGCUGGUGCUAGUGCUUAUCCUCGAGACAUUGACUAUCCACGGAUGAGAAAAAUUGCAGAUGAAGUAGGGGCUUUUCUUAUGAUGGACAUGGCUCAUACUAGUGGACUUGUUGCUGCUGGUGUGGUUGCUGAUCCCUUUGAAUUCUGUGAUAUUGUGACAACUACAACCCACAAGUCUCUAAGAGGUCCAAGAGGUGGUAUGAUAUUCUUCAAAAAAGAUUCUGUGCAUGGUGUUGAUCUAGAGGCUGCCAUUAACAAUGCCGUUUUUCCAGGCCUACAGGGCGGUCCUCAUAAUCACACAAUUGGAGGAUUGGCAGUUUGUCUGAAGUAUGCCCAGUCCCCAGAAUUUAAGGUUUACCAAAACCAGGUAGUCUCUAACUGUAGAGCUCUAGCCAAUCGAUUAAUUGAACAUGGCUACAAAUUGGUUUCUGGUGGAAGUGAUAAUCACCUGGCUCUUGUUGAUCUGAGACCAUCUGGUAUUGAUGGUGCUCGGGUGGAGAAAAUUCUCGACAUGGCCUCUAUAACUCUCAACAAAAAUUCAGUGCCUAGUGAUAAAAGUGCCUUGGUUCCCGGAGGCAUUCGCAUUGGAUCACCGGCAAUGACAACAAGAGGACUGGGAAAGGAAGAGUUUGUUCUGAUCGCAGACUUCAUUCAUGAGGGUGUACAGAUUACACUUGAAGCCAAACAUUUGGCUUCAGGAACAAAGCUUCAAGACUUUAUGAGGUUUGUAUCAUCCUCUGAAUUCCCUUUGAAAGACCACAUUUCAAGUCUGCGUGAGAAAGUCGAAGCCCUUGCUACUCGAUAUCCAAUUCCUGGAGUCUAAAAUGGUGUAUUGAGAACCAAUAACUAGGAAUCUGUCGGAGAAAUUUUGGGGGAUCUGCAUGUUAGGUAAUGCUAAUAAAGUAUUUUCUGCCAUCAAGCAGGGCAAAUUGUAUCACUUGGUUCCAAAAAUGAGUUUUUUUUUUUUUUUUUUAUAUCAGUCAAAUUUUACGUUGACGGUGAUAUACAGAACGGUAGUUGGGAGCCGGAACGAUGUUCGAUGAUCCUGAUCCGGACAAACCUUUGUCCAAUAAUGACAUGUACCUUGAUGACUCUACCUUAUUUCUUAAAUUUAUAAUUUUUUAAAA